AUGACCUGGGAGGAGGCCUUAUACUACUGCAGACAUCACCACCAUGACCUGGUCACCAUCACUAACAUGGAUGAACAGAGAUGGGUCCAGGAGAAAACCAAGAAUGCCUCCUCUCCCUUUGUGUGGACUGGACUGCGCUACACCUGCUCUCUGGGGUUCUGGUUCUGGGUCAGUGAUGAGGUGGUCCACUACAAGAACUGGGCCUCACCUGGACAGGUGAAUGAGUGUGACAUGUCAGGAGCCAUGGAGACAGGAGGAGAACACAAGUGGUUCAAGAAACAUGAUGAGGAGAAGUUCAACUUUUUCUGUUCCACAUCUUAA
Molecule: messenger RNA, 321 nt
Organism: Oryzias latipes (Japanese medaka)
Lineage: Eukaryota; Metazoa; Chordata; Actinopteri; Beloniformes; Adrianichthyidae
Source: RefSeq, a predicted model, not a curated record